AUGUUUACGUCUCGAUUAGGUGCCCUCGCUGUAUUUGGUAUACGUACAAGAUUUGAUGAAAACGAUCCAACCAUAAAACGUCUUGAAUUGUAUCCAGCUGGUCUAUCAAUGGAAGUGACUGACUAUGGGGAAGAUGAUCCGAUAUCAACUGCACGUCGCGCAGCGUUUCAAAUAUAUAUUAUUGAAAUAAUGAAAUUACUUGCUAAAGAUGCAGGAAUAACAGAUAUAAAUGUCGAAGAUCGAGCGUUUACUGUUGCGAAUGAUGUAUUCACUAUUGAAAAAUUUCUAGCGGACAGUCUUCGACGUAAUCCUACUACCAAUGUACCAAGAACAACGAAUUUACAAGAGAUAUCAGCACAAUUUUUUUUUGAAUUUGAUCGAUUAAUUUCCCAUGAAUUAGACGAUCCAGAGGCUAUCUCAGUACUGACACCAAUCUAUUUGACAAACAACAUGUAUUUUACCGAUGCUUUUGAAUUGGUAACAGAUCUUGAGAAGUAUACAUAUAAUUGCUUGUCCUAG
Rotaria socialis is the source of this 519-nucleotide messenger RNA. The record is from the annotation of a GenBank genome assembly. Lineage: Eukaryota; Metazoa; Rotifera; Eurotatoria; Philodinida; Philodinidae.